Molecule: messenger RNA, 1317 nt
Organism: Lasiodiplodia theobromae
Lineage: Eukaryota; Fungi; Ascomycota; Dothideomycetes; Botryosphaeriales; Botryosphaeriaceae
Product: Ice2 family protein
Exons: 3
Coding region: 1-1317 (438 amino acids)
Biological process (GO): septin ring assembly; endoplasmic reticulum inheritance
Cellular component (GO): cortical endoplasmic reticulum; perinuclear endoplasmic reticulum; endoplasmic reticulum membrane
Source: RefSeq, a predicted model, not a curated record
AUGUGGUUCACCCGUGCAGUUUCUUCCCUGCUGUUCCUGUUCGCCAUCAUCUUCACCAUACCCCUCGCAUUCGAUGUUGGCGGCAGAACCUGCGGCUUGGCCUUCUCGCUGGCUCUCUCCAGCUUCUACUUCUUCGACUCAACGCUCCGCUUAGCCACCCCGGACAGCUCCCGCAUGAGAAAGACCAUCGUCAGCCUACUCUCGCUCUCGCAGUGGAUCGUUAUCCCGACGCUCUUGAUUUGGAGUUUGAAUAAGUUCUCGGUCGAUGCGGAUAAUAGCAGUGGGUGGGUGCAGAGGACAUUCAGUGGUUCUCGGGCAGAAUACACUUCAGUCAGGGAAUGGUUGUUUGGCAGGGAGGGUCUGGUGGAGACCUUGACGAUCGGAAGCUGGGAUAGGCUAUUGCGCUGGUCUACGCCAGUCUUCCAGAUCAGCGAGGGUUUCUGCAGUCUGCUGGUUAUCCAAGCUCUAGGCCAGAUCUCCAGAUGGCUUGUCAACCGCGAACGUGGCGAUAGCUGGAUGAUUGGUCUCUUGAUCGUGUCGGCAUCCGUCAUCUCAAGCUCCGUGUACUUUUUGUGGAGGAUUACGACUUUCCCGGAGAUCGGCAACGUGGACGCUAUUCUGAUCGGAGCCGCCAUAACCUGCGCUAUCUUCCUGUGCUCCUGGGGAAUUGGAAGCGGUCGUGGAAAUCCGGUGGAGAGCUCUCUACUCUUUGCCUACGUUACCCUCUGCAUCUACCAAAUUUUCACGGACUACCAACCCUCUGAGCAAGCCCAGAGCGAACCCUCUGCUCAGCCAGCACUACCUCCGCUACCUCCUAUCAUCAUGGCUUCCUACACUACCCUGAUGCACGCCCUGUCGACUCUGCCUUCCACUGUACAUUCCGCCUUCAGCUUCAUUCUCGCCGCGAUCAUGACCAUCACGCCGUCGGUGCUUAUCUCUCUCGCCUACCGUGUCUUUGUUAUGUACGCAGCAGCUCGUAUUAUUCCAGCCGUCCGGGAAUCGGGUGCACGCGCUCUUACACAGGAUCCGUCCUUGGAUGAUGACGAUGAGGCUGGCCGCGUGUUAGGGUUCCUUAGCUGGUUCAGUCCGAGUAUCUUGAUUGCUGUCUACACAAGUUUGCUCAUGCAACACUUCGCUUCUUCCAGCACCAACGGCGAUGCGGCUGGGGAGUGGUGGACCAGCCAAGGUGGCGACGCUGGGGGCAACCUAUGGCGGUGGAUCAACCUCGCUGCUACAAUGGGCCUUUACGCAAUCGAGCUCAACCUUGGCAGAGCUGACGAUGACGGGCGCUUGACUAGCCACUGGAAAUCGGACUGA